Messenger RNA from Serendipita indica DSM 11827, 1551 nucleotides. The record is from the annotation of a GenBank genome assembly. NCBI's taxonomy places the organism in Eukaryota, Fungi, Basidiomycota, Agaricomycetes, Sebacinales, Serendipitaceae.
AUGGCCCAACCUAGCUCGGAGCGCGAACGCGACCGUGAUCGCACAGAGAGGCACAGAAGCUCCUCUUCUCAUCACCACCAUCGCACUAUUUCCUCGACUACUCUUCUCCUCGCGCUUUCUCUGAUUUUGGCCGUUCUCGCAAUCACUUUGACAAUUCCGUCCUACUCCAACUCUGCGUCUGCCGCUUCCUCGGAUUCAAACGCUGGUCUCUUUGGUUACUUUACGCCAAAGCGUGCCCAAGGUCUCAUCGCUCGUGAGGGUGCCGUCGCUCUCCGUGAAGCCGAGGUUGCUCGCCGUGAAGCAGAACUUCUUGCUGGUUCUGCUGGUGGAAUCGCAGCUCCCUCUGCUGCCGUUCCUAUCCCUGCAGGCUGCCCACCAGGUACUCUAUCGAUUGUUACCCAGACUGUGACCGUCGAAAUGGUUCCCACCGGUGGUGUUGUUCGCGAGGUUAUCAAGGAAGUCGAGGCCAUUGGUGCUCCACCAACUGGCUACGCAGACGCUCGUAUCGAUAACCUCUAUCAGCGUGAGGCCAAAGUAUCUGAGCGCGAGCGCGAGGUCGGAAGCCGCGAGGAGGUUGUUGGCAAGCGCGAGACGGACGCUGCUCGUCGCGAGCAAUGGAUCAUGGAUCAACUCGUCAAACUCGGAAACGACAAGGUCGUCGAGGAGGAAGUGAUCUAUGAAGCGCCUCGCAAGAAGAAGGCUCCAAAACCGCGCGAGAUGCCGGAGAUGCAGCAGCAGCAUUAUCAACAGCAGUACCCGCCUCAGCCUUCUCAGCCUUCUCAACAUCGUCCUUUUAAUCAUCACCCCAUUCAACCACCCCAGCCGUCUCAACCACUCCAACCAUCCCAGCCAUCUCAACCUUCCCAACCCUCCCAGCCAUCUCAGCCUUCCCAACCUUCUCAGUUUCAGAAACGGCCUCAAUACGUUCAAGACGACGAUCAAUCCGAACCCGAAAAUCCCCAGUAUCGCCAUGGAGAGGCACCCGUUACAUUGACACCCGUCUUUGACGACCCGUCGGCGACACGCUUGGCUGCUCAGCCCAAGCCCAUCUCCUUUAGCGAGCCUACGGCGCCGUAUAUCGGCAAGACGACGGAGUAUGAAGUGAUUAUGGACGAGACCGAAGCACCACAGCCACCUCAAGAAACCGGCCGCGGUCUUCCUGUUCAUGAUGCUCACUACGAUGCACAUUAUGACGCUCAACAUGAUCCUCGAUACGAGCAGUAUGAUGCCCAGCAUGAUCCCCGAUACGAGCAGUAUCAUCCUGAACAUGAUCCUCGAUAUGACCAAUAUCAUCCUCACGACCAGUACCAACAACACCACCCUCAUGAUCAGUACCAACAACGUCACCCACAGGAUCAAUAUCAGCAGUAUCAAGCUCGAGACCAGUACCAGCAUUACGAGCAACCACAUGACCCAGAGCCGCCUCGUUUCUCUCGCCCCACCAUUGGCGACGAGGACGAAGAAGGUGAAGAGGAAGAAGAGCCGAGCGUCAAGACUGUUCGAAGGAAGACGGUAUCGGCUCGACCUCGCCCAACUCGCUGGCUCUGGUGA